UUUGGGUAGGAAAAUUGGUUUCAUUAAUACCUCCCCUUGCACUUUGUAGGUUCAUCAUCUCUCUGUUCUGCUGUCCCCUGAAACCAAAAGCCCAAGACUUAUUAUUUGAGAAGCCCGAGUAACUUUAUGCUCAGAAAGAAUGAUUGGGGUCCUUGGUAACUGGGCUGAAUGGAGUUCACUGACCAGAAAUGCUCGUACGGCCUUGUGUCUGCCCCUCAGCCACAGGAGAGCCCACCCUCGGCUGGAAGGGAGGAGCCAUUUGGAAGAUUUCAAGCUGUUGAAACAAAGGAAACGUUGCGGGAGACAGCGACCAAAUUCCUGCUCUUUGAAAACCAGAUGGAUAAGGGCUGUCGGAUUCGGCUCAACCACUCAGACACGUUACAGCAGUGCGGCUUCAAUUCCUCUCUGCCUCUGGUGGUGAUAAUCCACGGGUGGUCGUUCGACGGCUUGCUGGAAAGCUGGAUCUGGCAGCUGGUGGCCACGCUGAAGUCUCCUCUGGUCCAGCCAGUGAACGUGGUGCUGGCGGACUGGGUCAUCCUGGCCUACCACCAGUACAGCGUCGCUGUCCGCAAUAGCCGCCUCGUGGGCCAGGAGGUCGCAGAUCUUCUCCAGUGGCUGGAGGAAUCUGCUCAGUUCUCUCCGAGCAAUGUUCAUCUAAUUGGGUACAGCCUGGGUGCACACGUCUCGGGAUUCGCUGGCAGUUACAUGCGCGGAAAGCACAAGAUUGGGAGAAUUACAGCACUGGAUGCCGCAGGUCCCUUGUUCGAGGGCACUUCCCCCAGUGACCGUCUUUCGCCAGAUGACGCCAAUUUCGUGGACGCCAUUCACACCUUUACCCAGGAGCACAUGGGCCUGAGUGUGGGCAUCAAACAGCCCAUAGCACACUAUGACUUCUACCCCAAUGGGGGCACCUUCCAACCUGGCUGCCACUUCCUGGAGUUCUACAAAGAUAUUGCCAAGCACGGCUUAAAUGCCAUCACCCGGACCAUAAAGUGCGCCCACGUGCGGUCGGUGUACCUCUUCAUCGACUCCUUGCUGCACCCCAGCAUGCAGAGCAUGGCCUACCUGUGCAGCGACAUGGACAGCUUCAGCCGGGGCCUGUGUCUGAGCUGCAAGAAGGGCCGCUGCAACACACUGGGCUACCACGUCCGCCAGGAGCCCAGAGGCAAGAAGAGCAAGCAGCUCUUCCUUAUGACGCGAGCCCAGUCCCCCUUCAAAGUCUAUCAUUACCAGAUCAAGACGCAGUUCAUCAACCAAACUGAGAAACCAGUGGAACCAGCUUUCACCCUGUCACUCCUUGGAACGAAAGAGGAAAUGCAGAAAGUUCCUGUCACUCUGGGUGAAGGAAUUACUAGUAAUAAAACCUAUUCCUUUCUUAUCACUCUGGAUUUGGACAUUGGUGAGCUGAUCAUGAUCAAGUUCAAGUGGGAAAACAGUGCAGUAUGGGCCAACCUCUGGAACACAGUCCAAAUCAUCAUCCCAUGGGGCAGAGAGCCCCACUUCUCAGGCCUUGUUCCAAAGAGCAUCAGAGUCAAGGCAGGAGAAACCCAGCAAAGAAUGACAUUUUGCCCAGAAAACAUGGAUAAUCUACAGCUUCACCCAACCCAGGAGAAAACCUUUGUGAGAUGUGAAGUAAACUCUGAAAAACGGAAGCGAAAGAUCCGAUGAGCUUUAAUGAAGACCCAACGCAAAGAAUAAAUGAUCUUAUUCCUUAUCUGGAAUGGCUGUCUUACGUGGAAACCAAAGUUAUAUAAAGAAUCUUGCAUAAAGUUUAAAUCCAUGAAGUUUAGAUUUAAAGGGGGAUUACAUUUCACCUAUUAUAAACUAAGCUUUUAAAAACUAUAUUAUGUAACUAUAUUCGAAUAUUAGUUUAGCCAAAAAUUUCCCAAUUUUAUGUCUGAGUAAAUGGUAAUAUAUGCAAAUAAGUACAAAUGUAAGAGCCAUUUUAGAUCCGUUGUUCCAAUUUAAAAUGUCUUUUACAGUUAAGUCGAAUUUCCCAUAUUUCUUUGCUAGUUCAUUCUGAUCACUUUUUUGAACCAUGCUGGAAAGGUACUUCUUUAUUACAUAACUGGCACUUCAAUAAAGUGAAAUUCCAAUUAAUCAUAGUCGUGUGUUCCAAAGUAACACCCUUUAAGAACAACAGCUACUAAAAGAAGAAAAAUUCUACUUAAACUAAUAGUUGCUAUUAUACAAAUCAUACAAUUAUUUCAGUGAACCAAGCAAAUAGAAAUGGAAUUCUUCUAAAACUACUAAUGAUAACAAUGAAAGCUGGACAAUUGGUCAUUUUAAUAAUUAAAUUACUAUUUACAGUUUUCCUCUUUUACUAAUGCUUGCAACAAAAGCUAAUGGAAAACUUAGAAUAUCUUGAGGAGUUAGAUAUUAAAUCUUAAACUGUCCAACAAACGAAAUAAUGAUGUUUUGGCCAGCAAAUUCCAGCACAAAGCAUGUGAAGGAAAUACUAGAUAUGUUAUCACUUGCGUAUGUUUCAAGUAAUUCAGAGAGGAGGAGCACGCUGUACACAUUUAAUAACCUAACCUGACAUUCACAUAGGUUCAGCUCUAUAUAUACAGCCCGUAAUUCACAUGCUCUUCACCAGAGAAGGGCAAACCAGAGCCGGUGAAAACAAAAAUCCUCAAGAGCGGUCUGCCUCUGACUAAAUCAAUUUAAGAUUAUCUUGCACUAUUCACUUUUAUUUCCCUUGGAAAGACUCAUGAAACUAAAGGAUA
Molecule: messenger RNA, 2726 nt
Organism: Diceros bicornis minor
Lineage: Eukaryota; Metazoa; Chordata; Mammalia; Perissodactyla; Rhinocerotidae
Gene: LIPC
Product: lipase C, hepatic type
Exons: 9
Coding region: 169-1668 (499 amino acids)
Biological process (GO): lipid metabolic process
Molecular function (GO): apolipoprotein binding; triacylglycerol lipase activity
Source: RefSeq, a predicted model, not a curated record